AUGAGGAUGUGUAACGGCGACUGCUCUCCCAGGAAGGAGAACUCGAGAAUGCUGGUGGACUUGUUGACUAGCACACCCAAUGGCCAACGUUCCCAAAGUCCUGAUUCCCCUGCUGCACGCACAAUCAAACAAGAGGAAGGUACUGAGGAGGAGACGGAGAGAAGGCCGGAUGAGGCAGGACACAGCGGUGAAGAAGGCUCUGGAUUGGAGGAGCCCAUGAUUGACAGCCCAAAUAACUUACAAGAUGCUGGGCCAGGAACAGAAGUGCAGAGUGAGACGGGGAUAAGACUGCCGAAUGGUGACCGGCCGUUCCAGUGUAACCAGUGUGGGGUUUCAUUCACUCAAAAGGGCAACCUACUGAGGCACAUCAAACUCCACACAGGAGAGAAGCCCUUCAAAUGCCCGUUCUGCAGCUACGCUUGCCGUCGCCGUGACGCCCUGACUGGUCAUCUGCGCACACACUCAGUGGGCAAACCACAUAAGUGUAACUACUGUGGGCGGAGCUACAAGCAGCGCACGUCAUUGGAGGAGCACAAAGAACGGUGUCAUAAUUACUUGCAGAGCGUCGGCAUGGACUCUGCCUCCAAUCCUGGCCCGUAUCCAGGGGAGGUACCAAAGGAGCAGAGGCAGCUGGAGGCCGCUGGGAUGGCGGCUUUUGACCGGCCUCCUGUAAUUGAAAGACUGCAGGGGAAUGUGGGUAAACGGAAGAGCACCACGCCACAGAAGUUUGUGGGUGAGAAAAUGGUUCGCUAUUCGUACCCCGAGCUGAGCUAUGAGAUGGGCCCUAAGUAUGAGAAGGAAGCUGAGGUAAUGCAUGCCCAAUUGAUGGACCACUCCAUUGCCAAUGCCAUCAACUACUUGGGCGCCGACUCCUUGAGGCCUGUGGUUCAUCACCCAUCCCUCUCCAUGGCCGAAGUGCUGCCUAUGGUGAACCCGCUCUUCCAUCCGAUGUACCCACUUGGGCCCCGCAUGGACCGUCCCAGCAGUCGCGAGCCUCUGUCUUUGCCCCACCCGAACCCAGAGUUCCCGCACCCAACCAAUGGCGCGAUCUCCUUGGUAAGGCCCAAGAAUCCUCAAUCGGCCCGAGAUGGGUCCCCGUGCAACAGCGGACAGGAUUCGGCUGAUUCGGCACGGAGCAGCCCCCGGGACAAGCUUGGUGGGGCCGGGCCCAGGACGAGAUCCAGCCUGGGGUUUGGCCGGGCAGAGGAAGGCAGGGCGAUCGAUGCCACCCGAGUCACCGCCAGGGACAGCGUCCGCGUCUUCAGCCGCGAAGGCCAGGAGCUGAGGGUGUUCCAGUGCGAACACUGCCGCGUCCUGUUCCUGGACCACGUCAUGUACACCAUCCACAUGGGCUGCCACGGUUACAGAGACCCACUCGAGUGCAACAUCUGCGGCCACUGCAGCAAAGAUCGCUAUGAGUUCUCCUCGCACAUCGUCCGUGGAGAACACACCUUUCGUUAAGAAUCCCACGCACUCUCGCAGUCAGUUUACUGCCGAAGCAUUACGUGAGCACCGAUCGGCAGAUAUAUGAAGGUUUGGGUCCAAUAGAAAGUUUUCAUGUUGGAGCUGUUUGAAGAUUUUUGUUCUGGGUGCUGGGAUGAGUAUGUUUAUGUUGUGAAUGUUUUUCGUAUUAAAGUUCUUUUUAAUUUUUUUCACCCACACAGUUUAUUUUUGCAUAUGUACUGAAACUUCCAACAGAGCAGCUAUGUGUUAUCUAAAGUUGUGAAGUUCUUUCUCUUUUUUUGUCAUCUGUAUUACCUCGAUGCAUGCUGUCAUUCUGUUUAUGGACCUUGAUCAAUAUUACAGGUAAACCGAGCAACCAGAGGACCACUGGAGAACUAAACCACUUAAUUUUGCAUACAAAAAAGACUUUAAUUCAGAGCUUCUUGCUGCUGUGGCUUCUUAGUGCCUUGCUAAUGUUUCGAAUGGCACGAUUUUGCCUUUUAUGGAAUGUUUUGUAUCGUUUUAGCGUCUUUUUUCAUUGCUCGCUCUCUUUCGAUGAAGUUCCAGGGCGUAUGAGCUGAAGCUUCGGUACUCGUGCUAAUGUCCUCAUGUCGGUGCUAUUCUAGUUUCACAAAAGCAGUCCUGUAGGGUGGCACCAAUCUUUCAGACACAUUUUAAUGAAGUGAUGAUGAUAAUCCCCCUUGUGUCUCGUAGAUUUUAACGGGAGACUUUUGCCGUGCUAAGGACAGAUGAGUUUUCCAGGCUGUGUUUUGCUGCUGUUGCACACUUACUAUCAUCGCUUGCGUUCUUAUGCACUUCGCUGAAAACAGCACUGCGCCAUGCCUUGAUAAACCUGUUUUUGCACUAUUAGCUUGAGGCCUUGGGCGAAAAUAUGCUAUUUCCAUUCUAUUGAUAAAGCGAACAAAGGUCAGUGUGUAGUUUAGCUAGUAUAUUGUCAUCUGUGAUUCAACUGGGAACAAGUCUGCACCUAUAUGCUUUAUAUGCUAUAUGCUUUAACAACAGGGUUGCCAUACUUUGGAUUGAAAUCUGUGAAUUUCAUUCAGC
This is a messenger RNA of Sinocyclocheilus grahami, 2508 nucleotides long. RefSeq names its product zinc finger protein Helios-like. Gene Ontology annotation, molecular function: DNA-binding transcription factor activity; RNA polymerase II cis-regulatory region sequence-specific DNA binding. The record is from RefSeq and is a predicted model, not a curated record. The coding region runs from base 1 to 1461 and encodes 486 amino acids. NCBI's taxonomy places the organism in Eukaryota, Metazoa, Chordata, Actinopteri, Cypriniformes, Cyprinidae. Gene Ontology annotation, biological process: regulation of transcription by RNA polymerase II. The transcript is spliced from 7 exons.